Molecule: messenger RNA, 1097 nt
Organism: Stylophora pistillata
Lineage: Eukaryota; Metazoa; Cnidaria; Anthozoa; Scleractinia; Pocilloporidae
Product: arginine--tRNA ligase, cytoplasmic
Biological process (GO): arginyl-tRNA aminoacylation
Cellular component (GO): cytoplasm
Molecular function (GO): arginine-tRNA ligase activity; ATP binding
Source: RefSeq, a predicted model, not a curated record
AUUAAUCUUCGAGCAUUUCAUCAGUGAAUGAAUUUUUUUAUUGUUUCACGGAAGUUAUUUCCUCUUAGUUCUAAGAAGGCUUUCCAAGUGAUUUCCAGCGCCUUCCACGCAAAUUUCACGUUUUCACAAAUCAGAGUUUUUCACGUGUCACAACAUCCACGUGUUACGAACAACAACAUGGCGGACGGCAGUGUAGUCGAAGAAUAUUCUAAACGCGCAAAAACAGCGGAGGAUGAAAUAACGAGUUUGAAGAGGAAAAUUGAGGCAUUACAAAAUUGUGUUGUAUCCGAGAAUGAAUCCAGUGAAAGUGCAAGUGAUCCGGAGUUGGAAAAGUUUUUUACUGAGAACAGCAAGCUCAAAUACCAAGUGGAGACCCUCAAGCGUAGCAUUGAGGAAGAGAAAGCCAAUUCCAAGAAGAUAAUGACCAACUGCCAGUUCACUCUGAAUGAAAUGUUUAAAAAAGCUAUUGCACAAACAUUUCCUGAUCUGCCAGAUGCUCCUGUCAUGGUACAGGCCUCCCAGGGUGAAAAGUUUGGAGACUACCAGUGUAACAGUGCCAUGGCAAUUAACCAGAUACUCAAAAGCAAGGGGAUCAACAGUAAUCCUCGUCAAAUUGCUGCAGCAAUUUUGGCAAAUGUACCUCAGAAUGAUCUCAUGCAAAAGGUAGAGGUGGCUGGAGCUGGUUUUAUAAACAUAAGUCUCAGUCAUAACUUUGUGUCAACAAUGCUGAAAGACAUUCUUACAAAUGGAGCACAGCCUCCUGCUGUUCCGGUCAAGAAGAGAUGUGUGAUUGACUUCUCCUCUCCAAAUAUCGCCAAAGAGAUGCAUGUUGGGCAUCUAAGGUCUACCAUUAUUGGAGAAAGCUUGAGUCGUCUUCUUGAAUUUGCUGGGCACGAUGUGUUACGCCUGAAUCACAUUGGAGACUGGGGCACACAGUUUGGUAUGCUUAUUGCUCAUCUCCAGGACAAGUUUCCAGAUUAUCUGCAAGUUUCACCACCCAUUGGUGAUCUGCAGGCUUUUUAUAAGGUACAUUAUGCUUUUUUUACCCAGAUCUCUACAAUUCCUCCUACAGCUUGCUGACCAAGAUUGCACUGCAA